AUGGUGUUGAUUCAAGAAAUUGAGACUGAGUCAUGUGUUAAGCUGAUUUUAUGUUUUGAAUUCAAUUUCUGUUAUUAUGCUAUUGUUAGAAUGUCUUCGUCUGAGUUUGGUAGAAUUUGCAAAGACAUUAGCAGCAUUGGAGAUACAGUUGUUAUUUCGAUGACAAAGGAAGGUGUAAAAUUUUCAACCAGAGGUGACAUUGGUACUGCUAAUAUUGUUUGCAGGCAAAAUACAACUGUUGACAAGCCUAAAGAAGCCACAGUAAUAGAGAUGAAUGAGCCAGUAUCAUUGACAUUUGCCCUGAGAUACUUAAACUCCUUUACAAAAGCAUCUCCAUUAUCUAAUUUGAAGCAGGAGAGAACUGGAGAAGAAUGUGCUUUCACAGGAAAAGAAAGACGAGCAGAAAGUUGUGGACGCAAUAUGGGAAUUUUCUUGUUUAUGCAAUUUGUUUUCUUUAAUAUUCAAAGCUCAGUGUAG
Molecule: messenger RNA, 477 nt
Organism: Solanum dulcamara
Lineage: Eukaryota; Viridiplantae; Streptophyta; Magnoliopsida; Solanales; Solanaceae
Product: proliferating cell nuclear antigen-like
Exons: 4
Coding region: 1-477 (158 amino acids)
Biological process (GO): regulation of DNA replication; mismatch repair; translesion synthesis
Cellular component (GO): PCNA complex
Molecular function (GO): DNA binding; DNA polymerase processivity factor activity
Source: RefSeq, a predicted model, not a curated record